Molecule: messenger RNA, 231 nt
Organism: Brenthis ino (lesser marbled fritillary)
Lineage: Eukaryota; Metazoa; Arthropoda; Insecta; Lepidoptera; Nymphalidae
Source: the annotation of a GenBank genome assembly
AUGAAGACGUGCUUGGUACUGGCUAUCUUAUUAGUUGCAGCCUUUGUAGCUUCAGAGCAAAGUGACUCCUACUAUACUUUCCACAACACACAAAAGAGACAAAUAAGUAGAGCCACUAUAAAUGUGAAACCUCCCCCUGGCUGUGUAUUCUAUGAAUGCAUUGCAAAGUGCAGGCAAAAAGGGUACAGGAAUGGAGGAUAUUGCACCAUGACAGGAUGUCAAUGCGUACGA